Erigeron canadensis is the source of this 1099-nucleotide messenger RNA. RefSeq names its product inactive LRR receptor-like serine/threonine-protein kinase BIR2. NCBI's taxonomy places the organism in Eukaryota, Viridiplantae, Streptophyta, Magnoliopsida, Asterales, Asteraceae. The coding region runs from base 143 to 805 and encodes 220 amino acids. The transcript has 2 exons. Gene Ontology annotation, molecular function: protein binding. The record is from RefSeq and is a predicted model, not a curated record.
AUACGCUCGCACACACUUGUUACUAAUCAAUUCUGUUGUGGCAAGUGGCAACCUCCUCUAGUCCUCUCAAAUCAAAAUUACAUCUUCAAGGUGCCCAUUGUUCAACUAUUAAACACCAGAGUUUCUUUUUCCUUUUAGUGCAAUGGCACCAAGCAACAAAGUAACAAUCCUUAGUUUCUUCUGGAUGCUUUUAUAUAGCAAUGCUAUCGACACCAAUAUCAAUUGCCUCAAAGCGUUCAAAGACUCUAUGGAAGAUCCAAAUAACUUCUUAUCUUCAUGGAAUUUCAGCAACGCUGCGGAAGGAUACAUGUGUACCUUUAUUGGCAUCGAAUGUUGGCACCCCAAUGAGAACAGGGUUCUAAACAUUCGUCUUCCCAAUCUAGGACUUAAAGGCAUGUUACCCAUUGAACUUGCAGAAUGUACCUCUAUGACAGGAUUAGAUCUUUCAGGAAAUCUUUUAUACGGAACUCUUCCAACCAACAUAUCGAAAAUCCUACCUUUUGUAACGUACCUUGAUUUAUCCGCAAACAAUUUCUCAGGACAAAUUCCACAGAACCUUGCAAACUGUUCAUACCUCAAUGUCCUCAAAUUAGAUAACAAUCAUUUUUCGGGUCAGAUUCCUGUUGGACUAGGGAGGCUUACUCGUAUUCGUGAGUUUAGUGUUGCAAACAAUAGUUUGUCUGGGCAAGUUCCGGUUUUUCAAAAUGGCAAUAUUUCGGCAGGGAGUUACGUAGGUAAUCCUGGAUUAUGCGGAGGCCCGUUGCCGCCAUGUCAUCAAGGACCAAGUAACAAAACCAAUACAUAGACCAUAAUUUGUUCUGAGACUAGUUACUAUAAAUAAAGUUUGUGUUCUAGCUUGCUUUAAAUAUGUUGGGGUUGUGUUUCUCUAUUUGUUUAUAAUGUAUGUUCUGUAUGUAUACUUGUAGAAAAACAUGAAUCUACAUUCAUAAUGUCUUCAAAGUGGUGGUCUCACAAGUUUACAACAUUUUGAUACAAGAAUAAUAUCUUGUUAAAAUAUGUCUAAUAACAUAUGCUUUUCACUCCAACAUGUUACUUAUGCUAAAACUUAAAGUUAUAUUUGAGACUUGUUUUGAGUAUU